Caenorhabditis remanei is the source of this 648-nucleotide messenger RNA. RefSeq lists its product as uncharacterized. Bases 1 to 648 code for a protein of 215 amino acids. The transcript is spliced from 4 exons. Lineage: Eukaryota; Metazoa; Nematoda; Chromadorea; Rhabditida; Rhabditidae. The record is from RefSeq and is a predicted model, not a curated record. Gene Ontology annotation, molecular function: UMP kinase activity; ATP binding. Gene Ontology annotation, biological process: CDP biosynthetic process; 'de novo' pyrimidine nucleobase biosynthetic process; UDP biosynthetic process. Gene Ontology annotation, cellular component: cytoplasm; nucleus.
AUGCUGGUUCCUGUUCUCCACGCUUUUAUCCGCUCUUCUCAUCGUCUGCGUCUUGCAACCCUCCCAUUCCUACCAACUGUUUCAUUUGGCACGUCAACUCAAAGAAAUAUGCACAACGUUGUUUUCGUUCUCGGUCCUCCAGGAUCUGGAAAAGGAACUAUCUGCGCAAAAAUUCAAGAGAACUUGAACUACGUUCAUUUGUCGGCUGGAGACCUUCUUCGUGCUGAACGUCAAAGAGAAGGAAGUGAAUAUGGAGCUCUCAUCGAAAGUCACAUCAAAAAUGGAUCGAUUGUUCCCGUCGAGAUCACUUGCUCUCUUCUUGAAAACGCUAUGAACGCCAGUGGAGAUGCGAAAGGAUUCCUUGUCGAUGGAUUCCCGCGAAAUGAAGACAAUUUACAAGGAUGGAACAAACAAAUGGAAGGAAAAGCUGUUGUUCAAUUCGUGCUGUUCCUUUCCUGUCCAGUUUCAAUCUGUAUCGAUAGAUGUCUGAAUCGUGGACAAGGAAGAACCGACGAUAAUGAGGAGUCGUUGAAAAAGCGCGUCGAAACUUACAAUCAUCAAACUUACCCAAUUAUUGAGCACUUCGAGAAGAGUGGACUCAUCUACGCCGAAGUCGUCAAUGUGUUCAACGCAGCCAAUAAAGAAUAA